UCUGUUUUAUAUAUAAAGCAUAAUUAAUGCCUUGAGUUUGCUGUACUUCCAUUUCUUUUUUCUUCUUCUUUGGUUCCUUUGUGUUCUGUUUUUUCUUCCUUAUGAAGCAGAGUGUUCAAUUUUCAAUCAUGGAUGAUAAUUUCCCAUUGAUAGAACAAAAAAGCCUUAUUCAGAAGAAUUUCCCACCUUCUUCUUUCCAAGAAUUGAUCUCUGGAUCUUACUUUUAUGGCGAUUCAAUCCUCCGGGCCUCCAUAGCUCGAGCUUCAAGCUCUGAAAAUGGCGGUUCUGUUGACCAAUCAAGAUCCCCCUCUUCUUCUUCUUCUUCCUCCUCUUCUUCUUCUCCCAAUUCUCCAAAAUCUGAGAUUCAAUUGAAAAGUAAUAAUCUUUGCCCAGAUGGAGAAAGAUUCAUUCCUGUGAAUUUCUUGGAGACAUUUCCAAAGCAAGAAUCUGAGCCUCUUUCUACUCCUCCGUCUCUGUUUCCAGCACGGUCCGAUUCGCCGAAUCUGACUCUGUUUCUUCGAGAACCCGCCAUUGUUGAUCCGUUUCCUGGAACCCCAUUUCGGAUUGAAGCUCAAACAGGGCUCCAAUGGCUGAAGAGCAGCCAAAACAGAGCCCCUGUGGCGGCUGCAUCGAGAAAUUACAGCGAUUUCUGGCUGGGGGCGACAAAGACGCAGCCGAUGAAACAGAGUGGCAGAAAACAGGGGAAUCUGAAAACAGAGUCGCCGGCGGCGGCGUCGGGGAAGCUGUUUAGAGGGGUCCGGCGACGGCACUGGGGGAAAUGGGUGGCGGAGAUUCGGCUGCCGAGGAACCGGACACGGGUUUGGCUCGGGACGUUCGACACCGCCGAGGAGGCUGCCGUCGCCUACGACACCGCCGCCUAUAUUCUGCGCGGGGAAUUUGCUCAUUUGAAUUUUCCCGAUCAGAAGCACCGGCUGAAGAGCAAUUCCCUGAACCGGACCACGGCGGCGCUGCUCGAGGCCAAGUUGCAGGCGAUCUCCGAGGGGAAUUCCGGUAGAAAAAAGACGGCCGCCGGCGCCGCCGCCAUUGACUCUUCUUCUUUUCCGGAGAAGGAAUUCUCGCCGGAGAAUUCGAAAGUCUUGAAUUUGAGCCAGAACCCGGCGAGGUAUCCGCCGGAAAACAUGUCCGGCGGAUCCGAAAUGGCGGAUUUGAAGAAGAAUUCGGACGGAAUUUCAGAGAUUGAACAACAUUUUCAGCUGAGUAGAAUGCCUUCUUUGGACAUGGACAUGAUUUGGGAUGCUCUGUUAUAGUUUCUGAUUCAUGAAUUUCUCUCUCUCUCUACUUCCUCUCUCUUCUGGUUUUUUGUUAUUUCUUUCAUUGGUUCUUUGCUAUAGUAAUUAAUGCAAUCUUCUCAGUGUUUUUUUUUUCUCCUUUCUGAAAUGAUGAUUUAUUUGAAGGGGCUUUUUUUUCUCUGAAACCCCAAUAAUUUUGUUGCCCAUAUUUUUCUUGUAAGUUUCUUGACUGACUUGG
Molecule: messenger RNA, 1488 nt
Organism: Momordica charantia (bitter melon)
Lineage: Eukaryota; Viridiplantae; Streptophyta; Magnoliopsida; Cucurbitales; Cucurbitaceae
Product: Integrase-type DNA-binding superfamily protein
Biological process (GO): regulation of DNA-templated transcription
Molecular function (GO): DNA binding; DNA-binding transcription factor activity
Source: RefSeq, a predicted model, not a curated record